This is a messenger RNA of Panicum virgatum (switchgrass), 1087 nucleotides long. Its product is annotated as probable glutathione S-transferase GSTU6. Gene Ontology annotation, biological process: glutathione metabolic process. Gene Ontology annotation, molecular function: glutathione transferase activity. Gene Ontology annotation, cellular component: cytoplasm. The transcript has a single exon. NCBI's taxonomy places the organism in Eukaryota, Viridiplantae, Streptophyta, Magnoliopsida, Poales, Poaceae. The coding region runs from base 158 to 856 and encodes 232 amino acids. The record is from RefSeq and is a predicted model, not a curated record.
CAAAUGGCAGCAGGCAGCAGCUCAAGUCUAUAAAAGCCCAAUGGCCUGACACCCUUUCAGACACAACAGAGUAGCACACCACGACCUCCAAGGCUAGAAGCCCCAGCGUUCCAUCUCCUCACACACAGACUCGCAGGCUAAGAUAGAGCUGGCAGCAAUGGCGGGCGGCGGCGACCUGAAGGUGCUGGGCGUGUGGACGAGCCCGUUCGUGAUCCGCGUCCGCAUCGUGCUCAACCUCAAGGGCCUGGCGUACGAGUACGCCGAGGAGGACCUCGGCAACAAGAGCGCACUCCUCCUCGGGUCCAACCCGGUGAACAAGACCGUCCCCGUGCUCCUCCACGGCGGCCGCCCCGUGAACGAGUCCCAGGUCAUCAUCCAGUACAUCGACGAGGUCUGGGCCGGGUCCGGCCCCGCCGUGCUGCCGCUCGACCCCUACGAGCGCGCGGUGGCGCGGUUCUGGGCGGCCUACGUCGACGACAAGGUGGGGUCGGCAUGGACGGGGAUGCUGUUCCGGUGCCGCAACGAGGAGGAGAGGGCGGAGGCGGUGGCGCGCGCCGACGAGGCGCUCCUGACGCUGGAGAGCGCGCUCGGGGAGCGCUCCGGGGGGAAGAAGCCCUUCUUCGGCGGCGACGGCAUCGGGCUCGUCGACGUCGUGCUCGGCGGCUACCUCGGGUGGUUCGCGGCCAUCGACAGGAUCAUCGGGCGCAGGCUGAUCGACCCGGCCAGGACGCCGCUGCUGGCAGCGUGGGAGCAGCGGUUCCGCGCCGCCGACGCGGCCAGGGGCGUCGUGCCGGACGACGUCGACAAGGUGCUCGCGUUCCUGCAGACCCUGCUCGCCAUUGGAUCGAAUAAGUGAGCUCGGCCCGUCGUCUGUCGUCAGUCCGGGGACAGUCGGUUCCUGCACCUUUUUUUUUGGCUCAAUAUAAAUAAAUUGUAUGUGCUCGACGAAUGCACAACAGUACUUUUGUUGUAACGAGGGCGGUCUGUCUAUGCUGCUCGUAAUUUGCAUGUUUUUUUUCUCAACAAACCGUGUUCUAAUCAAAUGUACAACAGUACUAGGGAUGUAACAAGUGAUGUUUAUGUUUUU